GUUGCGUUGCACAGGCUGCUGCCGUGCGGCGGCGCGCAGGCGUCACGUUCUACGAAUGCGCGUGGUCCCGGAGCCGUCCGCUCGCGUCACACGGCGACGGAACCCAACCAAUACGUAUGCGCAAUGCCACUGCAUGCAGCAGCAAGAGCUCGAGUCCUUGCAGCGGUGCGCAAGCCGCACAACUGGACCCGCAGCUCUGAUCGCAUCCGUGACGCCGCGCCGCCGGCGCCGGGCAUCCGUAGCCCGUCCGCCGUCGUCCCCUCAGCCGGCGCCGGCCGCAGCCGUCGUCCCUGCGGAGCACACAGCAUGGACGCCCGCGCCUUCGCGCGGCGCACGCGGCGCGGCGUUGUACGACGCGAGGUGCGCGAGGCCCACGGCGGCGAGGCGACGUUCCGCCGGCGGGGCGCGCCCGUGGCGAAGGAGGCGCUGCGCGACGAACAGGCGACGUACGUCGUCCCCGACGCGAACGUCGUCCUGCACCAGCUCGACGUCCUGGAGCACCGCGACGUAAACUGCGCGCAGCUGGACCGGCUCGUGAUCUGCCGCACCGUCGCCGAGGAGGUCCGCGCGCGGGACCGGCGAUGUUAUAGACGACUCCUGGCUUUAGUAAGAGACCCGGCUCGUCGAAUUCUGACGCUGCACCACGCGUCACCGACACCUCUGCCGCGAGAGUCGACGAACGACGCGAACGACCGGGCCAUCCGGGACGCGGCGGCGCUGGUUAAAGAAGUCUGCGGCGAUUGUAUUUUGGCGACGGACGACGCCGACAACCGCAGGAAAGCGAAACAAGCGCAUCUGCGCGCCCUCUCGACCUUGGAGCUUUGCGCACUCGUAGAACCGUCUCUCUCCGACCGCGUCUGCCGACAUGACGACGACGGGGCCUCGUCGGACCAAGUCUACGCGCCGCAUCUGCCGCCUCAAGAAUUAAGGAAGGGCGUCGCGGCCGGUACGUUUACGCGGGGCGUCUUCCGGGCUACAUCAGCAUUUCGGGGCAGCGUCGGCGACGUGAGCAUCGAAGGGUCCAAUUGCAACCGCGCGCUCGACGGUGACGAGGUUGUUGUCGAGAGAGUGAAGGAGGCCGAAGCUUUGAAUGAGGAGGAGGACGACGUCCGACUCAACGUGGGGGAAGACCUCAGAACAUCGAUGGGGAGAGUCGUCGGCAUUCUGAAGAGGCGACCGGUCGAAGUAUGUGGCUCCUUCGAGAGGUCGGGGCGGUUCCGGCCGCUGGACCGGCGCCUCCCCCGCGUCGUCGUCGAGAAGCGCGUUAAAGAUACGGAUACGAGAGUUGUUGUUAAGAUUGACGGGUGGGACGCGUCUUCCAAGCUCCCGCGCGGUCAUUUCGUGGCCGAGCUCGGGAAGCGAGGCGACCAGGCGACGGAGACGACGUGCAUCCUGCGGGAGCAGGGCGUGGCCUCCGGGCCCUUCUCGGCCGGGGCGAUGGGGUGUCUGCCUUCGCCGGAUUUCGACGUGGAGGCGGACGCGCUCCGGUCGUCGAGGGAGGACCUCCGGGCCUCGGUGAUCUGCUCGAUCGACCCGCCGGGGUGUCGGGACAUCGACGACGCGCUGUCUUGUACUUUUUCAGAUGGUGUCUACCAUGUUGGUAUACAUAUAGCCGACGUGACGCGCUUCGUGGAAAGCGACUCCGCGUUGGACGCCGAGGCGAAAUCGAGGGGCACGUCGACCUAUCUCGUGGAUAGGCGGCUGGACAUGCUGCCCGUGCUGCUGACGGCGGAUCUGUGUUCCCUCCGGGCGAACGUGGAUCGCCUCGCCUUCUCCGCGUUCGUCGACGUCGACGAGGAAGGCACGAUUCUCGAGACGCGCUACGCGCGGACGGUCAUCCGAAGUAGGGCCGCGUUGACCUACGAGCAGGCGCAGCGCAUGAUCGAUUCCCAAGAUGAUUCCGGCGUCGGCGCUUCGGUGAGGCGGCUCUGUGCGCUCGCGAGGGUCCUGCGACGAAAACGCGUCGACGCCGGAGCGUUGGCGCUCGCGUCGCCCGAGGUCAAGUUCAAGUUGGACCGCGAGGACCAGCCCACGGACGUGUCCUCCUAUCAAUUGUACGAAGCGAACAAAGUCGUCGAGGAGUUCAUGCUCCUGGCGAACGUCUGCGUCGCGUCUACGCUGGCCGAAAGGUUCCCGGCUUUAGCCUUAUUAAGACGGCAUCCCGCGCCGCCGCUCGAGAGGUUUUCCGACUUCCUGGAACAUGCGUCCCGAAAAGGUUUUUCCAUUGACGCGUCUACUUCCAAAUCAUUGGCGGACUCGUUAGAUGCCGCGACCGAUCCAUCGGAUCCGGAGUUGAACACUUUAUUGAGGAUCGCGGCCACGCGAUGCAUGGCGCCGGCCGCAUACUUCUGUUGUCGCGACGAGCAGGGCGAACAACGACGGCACUACGGCCUGGCGGCUCCACUAUAUACGCACUUCACGUCGCCCAUCAGACGCUACGCGGACGUCGUCGUGCAUCGAUUACUAGCGGCAGCUAUAAACGAUAAACCGCUGCCUCCUGCCUACGCGGCGCGCGACGCGUCGACGCAACUGGGUAGAUUGGCCACGGAUUUAAAUAGGUUGGCCACGAACGCGCAAAGGGCGUCGCGCCGAAGCGUCGCGCUGCACACGCUGUUGUUCUUCGCGAAGAAGCCGAUGGAUCGGUGCGAUGGGCGGGUGUUGGCCGUGCGCGACGGGCGUUUAGAUGUCUUAUUGCCGCAGUUCGGCGUCGAGGCCUCGAUAAAGGUAGACGGCGUUGUCAAGGAGGGCGGCCUGGCCUGGGACGACGUCGUCGUGCGGGUCUUCGAUCGCGUGGUCGUUCGGGUCGCGGUCGCGAAGCGCGAUGAAGACGCCGACGACGCCGUCGUGCUGGGCCUCGUGGAGCCCGCGCCGCCGCGGUCGUCGGGGGAGUCGGUGCCGCCUCGGUCGUCGGGGGAGCCGGUGGCGAAGAAGCGGCGGACGUAAGAGUUGUGUUUCU
Pelagomonas calceolata is the source of this 2956-nucleotide messenger RNA. Lineage: Eukaryota; Pelagophyceae; Pelagomonadales; Pelagomonadaceae. The record is from the annotation of a GenBank genome assembly.